CAAAAGAACCUUACAUCCUCACCAAAACUUCUGGACUUUCAUUCUUCGUGCUGUUAACUGUCAGUCUCGCAGCAUAAAACUCCCGUGUUGAUAUGUAAUAUUAGUGACAUAUUCUGUCAAUUAUGUGUUGGAUUUUCAAAGGCAUUUUAUUUGUUAAAAAAAAAAAAAAAAACACACUCGUGUACUUUAUAUUAGGAAUGGUACAACCCGGAACUUAAAAUAAUUAGCGGGACGGUUUUUCAGUUUGCAAACAUCCGCGCUGUAGUUCCAACUCCGCGAUGAGUACCAGAAAGGGCAGAGGAGCCAAGGUGGUGCCCGCUAAACCAGUUGGCAACCAGAAAACCUCCCCGUUGGAUUCUGACAACCAAUCUACCAUUGAUAGUGCUAUUUUCAUUGAAGGGCUACAGCAAGAAAAUGGUAACCCGCUGCACAGCACUGCCAUAGAAGAAGAUUUAAACACACCCGUAAUAGCCCAGACGACAAAAACUAGAGUGGGGAAGAACUUGACAGAGACCGUGAAAGAAAAGGUCAAAACCAGGCCUUUGAAGAAGGAUCAAGCAAAGAUAGAAAAGGAGAAGUGUGAUUUGGCCAGUCGAAGGGCAAGUGAUUCAAAGGCUGAAUCGGCAUCUGGCCCGAGCUCCAAAAAGAAACGAAAUGAAGUCCUGUCCUCUGAUGACGACACAGAUGAGGACACAAGCUGGAAGCCAAGUCCAAAAAAAGCAAAAAUGCUCAGUCUGGGGAGAACCAAAAACAAGUCCACAGACAAGGUUGAAACAGAGAAGAAGAAAAGGCAACAAUCUCAGGGAGGAACAGAGUCGGAGGUGGUGUUGGAGGCCUUCCUCGAUUUCUGUGAUGAGUACAGGGAUUCCAUAGAGUCUAAAGCAGUCCAGCAGUCAAUUGAUUGUUUCUCCGACAAUGUCAAGGAGCAACUCUCGGAAAAGAUUUCCGCAUAUAGGGAGCUCAAGGUUCUGAAACGGGAAAAUGCCAAGGCGUGCUCCACUCUCCGUACAAAGACACAGAGACUAUUGGAUGCCAAGGACGAGCUAAUUAGUGCAGAGAGGCAACUCGGCCUGCUCCAAAACGAGAAAGCUGACCUCGAACUCCGAUUGCGAGAUCUGCGAAGAAGCCAAGCCUUCCUCCGAGAUAUCCGAGAACUCAACAAAGUCUAUCUCGACUACCGGCGUGCACACCCGAAAGAGAACGAGACGUACGGUGUAUCCAGUUUAGCGGCUCUACUACUGGAGACCAAGCAUAUUCAAGGGGCAGAGCGCCAGCUGAGACUCAUCAAUAACAAACUGGAGGAAAAACUGAGGGGGAAUGGCAAAUAACGUGUUGUGCUGCGCAAUCGUAUCCCAAUGCGCACAUUUGGAGACUCAACAUUUACGAACGCAUUCUUCUUGGUUAAUAAUGAUAAAUGCACCGCUGUUUACAAAUGUCAAAAUGGAAUGUCUUUCCGAAGUUUGGGUGGAAGCAUAGUAUUUGACGCUUCUGUUUCAAAACGCCGCGCACUGGACCGACGCGCGCGUUGAUUGGCUCCCCCUGUGGCCAAUCACGUGUGCCUCGAGUCCAAAUGUUGCCCAAUCGCUGGUGUGUUUCGUCAAGGUGUCUCGACGUGCAAGCGGCGUCUGAUUGGCUGGGAGUUUCAGGUCGUGCCGGACUCGGCAGUCGGUCCAGCUCGCUCGCAAGUCGUGUCACGUAAGUAUGUGCUCCGGUAGCCGUCUUUCGAGUUCGCGUUUGUUUCACUUGUGGGGAAUAUGUCGCGUUGGUUGUUUAGCUCGCGUGUAAUACCGCUUUGCUAAGCUUUGUUAAGCGUGUGGCGAAAACGCUCGCUUGUACUAAUGGGCCACAGUGAGAGCAUGGGAACUUGUAAGAAGUUUUAUUUUUUAUUUUUUGCUUUCGCCACUCCUCCUCCUCCUGCUAGCUUCCGAGGAGGGCGCAGGGCAGCCAAGACAUUUGUCUGUAUACAGUCGUGCACUUUAUUUGUCCGAGCAAAGGUCUUUCGAUGUUUCAUUCGCUACCCGGCAACAUGAUCAGAUACACGAGUUUAUUGUUUUACAAGAGUUGUGUUUCAAAUGUCAGCUCACCCUUUAUGUCGGGGGGGUAAUAUCCAAAUGUGUGUAUAAUAAAUAAAUAAAUAAAAAAAUAUAUAUGUA
This is a messenger RNA of Phyllopteryx taeniolatus (common seadragon), 2153 nucleotides long. It is a transcript of the gene cenpu, whose product is annotated as centromere protein U. Gene Ontology annotation, cellular component: nucleus. NCBI's taxonomy places the organism in Eukaryota, Metazoa, Chordata, Actinopteri, Syngnathiformes, Syngnathidae. The transcript is spliced from 13 exons. Bases 279 to 1328 code for a protein of 349 amino acids. The record is from RefSeq and is a predicted model, not a curated record.